CUGUCAUGACGUGGUCCGUCCGCCUGCCCGCUGCUGGUCGGCUCCUGGUGAUCGAGGCGGAGCGGCUGACUAGCAGCACAGCGGAUGGGUUAUUAGCUCUCCAGCCAGCCGAGCACCACACUUCACCUGGGCUACCGACUCUCUUGACGAUGAUGGCGAGGUGGUGACAUUGGGCCAGCCAGGCCGUGGGAUGAAUGCAGCUCGGCACAGAGAAAAGGCGGAGCAGAGCGAGUGAGAAAGAAGAAUGGGCAGAAGUGUCUGGGUCUGCUGGCAAGGCGUCUUCUCCACUGCACUGCUCUACGGCUGUCUGGCCCUUUUUACCUCCAUCCUCCACAAUGUGUUCCUGCUUUACUACGUGGAGACAUUUGUGUCUGUCUACAAGAUUGACAAGAUCUCCUUCUGGGUGGGGGAGACAGUGUUUCUCAUCUGGAACAGUCUGAAUGACCCUCUCUUUGGCUGGCUGAGUGACCGCGCCUUCCUCAGCUCUCCACAGGUGGGUUCCCAGAUCACGUCUCCAGAGGUGGUGCUGAAGCGUCUUCAGGCCCUGUCCAGGAAUGGCCCCCUCUUUGCUCUGUCCUUCCUGGCCUUCUGGGUGGCGUGGGCCAGACCGGGCCUGCAGUUCCUCCUGUGCCUGUGUUUGUACGAUGGCUUCCUCACCAUUGUGGACCUCAACCACAGCGCCCUGCUGGCCGACCUUGCCGUGUCCGCCAGUGACCGCACGCGCCUCAACUUCCACUGCUCAGUGUUCAGCGCCCUGGGCUCAAUCUCCGUCUUUCUGUCCUACUCCUUCUGGGACAAGGAGGACUUCUUCUCCUUCCGUCUGUUCUGCGUGACACUGGCGGCCUUUUCCACUUUGGGCUUUGUGUUAGUGUCCCAGCUGCUGCGCCGCCGUUUUGAGAGCGAGGUUCGGAUGAGACAAGACGAGGCGCUGAUCCUCAAAGAACUGAGUGUUGGCCAUGCUCCACUUACCCAGGCUGAAAAGCCUGUCACUAUAGGAGAAUAUCUCAGGCAGCUCUCCAAACACAGGAACUUCCUGUGGUUUGUCUCUAUGAACCUUGUUCAGGUGUUUCACUGCCACUUCAAUAACAACUUCUUCCCUCUUUUCCUGGAACAUCUCCUAUCUGACAGCAUAUCUGCCUCUACAGGUUCUAUCUUACUAGGAAUCUCUUACAUUGCUCCCCACGUCAACAAUUUGUAUUUCCUGACACUGUGCCAGCGAUACGGGGUUUACCAUGUUAUCCGCUGGCUGUUUAUGCUCAAACUGGGCCUUAGUGUGGCCAUGCUGCUUGCAGGGGCUGACCACAUAUAUCUGCUGUGCAUCUUCAUUGCUAGUAACCGGGUGUUUACAGAAGGGACCUGCAAGCUGCUGAAACUGGUCAUCUCCGACCUGGUGGACGAAGAUUUCGUGUUGAAUCGACGUCACCAGGCUGCCUCUGCCCUCCUCUUUGGGAUGGUCGCCUUGGUGACCAAACCUGGCCAGACAUUCGCCCCGCUCAUCGGCACCUGGCUGCUGUGUGUUUACGCAGGUUAUGAUAUUUUUGAGAGGGAACCCGUGAAAGACUCUUUGGUUGCAGUGCCUGCUGUUGCCUCUGGUGCAGGGACCCCCCCUCUCCGCCUGGGCUGUUUCUACAUGCUGGUCUUUGUACCUAUUACCUGCGCCCUGCUCCAGCUCACUGCCUGGUCUCGCUUCACGCUUCAUGGGCGCAAGCUACAAGGCAUCAAGACCCAGAGGCAAGGGACCCAACACGGCCACCUCAUCGAUGUCAAGGCUAUCUGAGCCAAACAGAGGAGGGUGAAGUUGCACGCAGACACUUUGAGGGGUUGGAGGCCAGUUGUGCAAUUUCUUCAGUCAUGGUUUAGUUGAGGAUUUGGGAUGAUAAACUGUUCCAACAUCCACACUCAAGGGCAACCUCAGCCAAACCUUGUGUGCAAGGAUAUAAACGCGUCCUGUGCCCAUGGAAGAAGCGGUCACACAACUCAUCACUUAGUGUGCAGCUAAACAUGGACAGUAGACUGAAAAGUCUCAGUGGGACAAAUCAUAAAAUGCCACUUUUUAAAAAAAAAAAAUGAAACCUGCCUUAUUUUGAUAUAUAGAACAAAUGACUUAUAUUUAUAUUAGAACUGAUGACCAAAAGAUCAAGUACAAACAAUCAAUCCUUUGGAACCAGAAGGACCAAGGCAACAAUUUUCAGAGCAAGGGCCAAAGAUGAAAUGAAAUCUUAUGUUUAUAUUGUUUGUAAAGCAUCGUUCUGGUGUAGGUCACAGUCUGAAUUCUCUUGCCUCAAAGUAAUCACGUGAUCACUAACAUCAAGCUGGUUCAUUAAGGAGAGAGGCAGCUAGUUUUUUGCCCAGUUGUGAUUUCUAAUGAUACAGAAGUUACAGAAAAACAUGAAGAAUAUGGAACAGAACACGUGUGUUUAAAAGUGGAGUUGAUACUGCAUGGAACUUGCACAAAAAUGGAUUCUUUCUCGUUUUACUGUUUCUUUAGAUUAAUGCAGAGUGACCAAUCCUUUUUUAUAUGCUAAGACGUGUAUUUUCAGACAUCUCUGGUAUUGACAGGUUUUUGCACAAGGCUGCCAUGUGUCUGUUGGACCGCUAGCAUCGUAUGAUUGUAGCCUUCACAGUACAGUAUUUAAGAUGGGUACUCAAAAAAUAUGCCCUUCACAAGGUUAUCAGUUCACUUUUGUAAUUGUCCACAUUAUACAAAGAAUGUUUGGUUUUACAAAUAAAUCGUAUCAAUGUCGGAAGCCAUCAACUUAAAAAAAAAGCAUUACUGCUGUGCCAUGACAUGUUUGUACCUCUUUCCUGUCAAUAAAAACAUUCCAUAACUUUUAA
This is a messenger RNA of Myripristis murdjan (pinecone soldierfish), 2835 nucleotides long. It is a transcript of the gene slc68a1a, whose product is annotated as major facilitator superfamily domain containing 13A. The transcript has 9 exons. The record is from RefSeq and is a predicted model, not a curated record. Lineage: Eukaryota; Metazoa; Chordata; Actinopteri; Holocentriformes; Holocentridae. Bases 245 to 1777 code for a protein of 510 amino acids.